AUGUCUAAAAAUAUCAAAGCUUAUGUCCGUGUCAGGCCGUUUUUAUCAAAUGAACCUACUACAAGUUGUUUAUCCGUAGCAGGGCAGCACUUGACGGUUGGUGAUGGACAUUCAUUUACCUUUGAUACAAUAUUUGGGAUUGAAUCUACACCUGAGGAUAUCUUCGUGGAAAUAGGUCAGAAGAUUGCUGAUGCCUUUUUAGACGGAUUUAAUACAUCCUUGAUAGUCUAUGGGCAAACGGGAUCUGGUAAGACUUUUACCAUCUUAGGUCUUGCACAUGAUGUCGCAAAAGAGGCGUUUCGCAGCCUUCGUGACGCAUCAUCGUAUAAAGGUUUAAGUACUGAUAGCAAUGCUCCUUCGACUAAUACUAGCACUGAACGCAGUUCUAGUGAAGGAGGGCAUAGCACUGAUGCUUUUACACUUCAAGUUAGUGCUGUUGAGGUGUACAAUGAUCAAUUAAGAGAUCUGCUUGAGGCGAAGCCCUGUGUCCCUGUCAAUCCCACUGGUCCAGUUUCCACGGGUAUUCACCGUAGAAACAUGUAUUCUUCAAAUUUGAAUGUUUGGCUUGGUACACUUGCAUCUACUGCAUCUACUGCAUCAACCAAAUCACCAUUGGUUCUGCGUGAGGACUCAAAGGAAGGUGUAUACGUUGCUGGCCUCACCAAAGUCAAAGUUCAUGAAGAAGAGGAGCUGCUUGCGUGUAUUUCUACCGCCUUUACUAACCGCAAGACCGCUUCAACUUUGAUCAAUUCAUUGAGCUCGCGCUCCCACUGUAUCUUUACUUUAACUCUGCAACGUAAAGGCGUCAUUUCCAAGUGCUGCUUUGUAGACCUCGCGGGAAGCGAACGGCUAAAGAAGGCGCACAAUUUAAAGAAAAUGAAAGGUUCCUCUGUUAGUUUAUCUACCUCUUUAUCUGACACUAUAGACAGCCAGAACGUAGUGGCAGAGCGAAUGCGAGAGGGAAUAAGCAUCAAUAGUGGCUUGCUGGCGCUCGGAAACGUCAUAGUUGCUUUAGCUGGAAAGAAGUCACACGUGCCCUACCGCUCUUCCAAGCUCACUCGCCUGUUAGAACCAAUGCUAGGUGGUAAUUCCAGGACAGUCUUCGUUGCCUGCGUAUCGCCGCUCUCCACGAUGAUGGAUGAGACCUUGAACACACUCAGGUACGCGGAGCGCGCCAAGUUAAUUAGAACAAAGCCACGCCUGGUGACAUCUACUUUCCAAAGCCUCGAGCACGCAGAGAAAAUCAUCAUUAGUCUUAGAGAGGAACUAAGGGACGUUCGAAUUCAGCUACGAGCAGUCCGUAGGAGUCACAACAACGACAAAACGUUUAUUCAAAGCGCAGACACUGAUAUAAAUAGCCAAGUUGUGGAGGUGGCGCAAUUAGAAGCGAAAAACCUGAAAGUCUUACCUGAUCUUACUUCGUUGCCUUUCCUAUCCACCUUAUCACCCCAUGAGGUGGAGUUAUGCAAACAAAUUACCGAUCUGCAGACCAAACUUGACCAAGAGCGGGAGGUCACAAAGCGCCUUGAGGAAGAUUUGUUCUACAGUGAGUACACCAAUAUGAUGCAAGCGAAAGCGUGUGGGGAGCUUCGAGAGCGUGUGCUAGAAUUGGAGAGGCUUCUGAGUUCUCAAAAUACUUCUAACAAUAGGACCCAAUGUAAUACUCUCGAAUAUCAGGGUAGUCCCUUAAACCUGAAAGGGACGCGCUCCACUUGGGCUGCAAAAAAUUUAGAGCAGUUAAGACAGUUAGAGAACGAAUGGUGCUCAAAGCGUCCGCCAAGAGCCUAG
Messenger RNA from Phytomonas sp. EM1, 1788 nucleotides. NCBI's taxonomy places the organism in Eukaryota, Euglenozoa, Kinetoplastea, Trypanosomatida, Trypanosomatidae. The record is from the annotation of a GenBank genome assembly.